Alosa sapidissima (American shad) is the source of this 2514-nucleotide messenger RNA. RefSeq names its product neural retina leucine zipper (gene nrl). NCBI's taxonomy places the organism in Eukaryota, Metazoa, Chordata, Actinopteri, Clupeiformes, Clupeidae. Bases 301 to 1602 code for a protein of 433 amino acids. The record is from RefSeq and is a predicted model, not a curated record. Gene Ontology annotation, molecular function: DNA-binding transcription factor activity, RNA polymerase II-specific; RNA polymerase II cis-regulatory region sequence-specific DNA binding. The transcript is spliced from 5 exons. Gene Ontology annotation, cellular component: nucleus. Gene Ontology annotation, biological process: regulation of transcription by RNA polymerase II.
GUACAAACCAUCUGUCAGUCAGUCAGUUUCGUCAGUCCGUUAGUUAGUUAACUCAUGUCAGGGGAGGCAGUUAUGAGGACCUCAAGCGAAAUUGACUUGAUGUGACAAAAGGAUCAGGCAGUGUAAACAGCUAGUGCUGGGAGCCACAACUCGGAGCCUGGACACACAGCAGGCCAGCAGCAGAGAUAAAAGGAAGGCAAAAACAGGGCCGGUCCGUCGUGAGCACUGGUUGGACACAACAGCUCACCUCACUCCCCAGGAAAAAAACCCACCACAUCUCUCUCCGCGCAAGCUCCAGCCAUGUCGUCCCCUUCUCUCCCACUUACCUCCCUGCCACCAAGCCCUCUGGCCAUGGAGUACCUGAACGACUUCGACCUGCUCAAGUUCGAGGUGAAGCCGGACACUCCGCCGCCACCGCCGACGCAGCAGCAGCAGCCCUGCCCUUACCCCAAGCCCGGCCUCCACCAGGACCCCUCCAGCUCCCCCUACAGCGGGCGCCCACCCCAGGACUCCAGCCUAAGCUCCAGCCCCUACACAUCGCUCCCGCCCUCCCCGACGCUGAGCGAUGCGCACCCUCCCCCGUCCGCCUCCUCGUCCUCUUCCUCGUCCUCUUCCUCCAUCUCUUUCCCCCUGUCCGUCUCCACCGGCUACGUGUCGGGCCUCAGUUCGGCCUCCCAGGGCAACCCGGAGGGCAGCCCCGCCCCAGGUGGGCAGGCUCAGUGUCCCAACCCCGCCUCUCUGGAGGACCUCAUCUGGCUGGCGGCCCUGCAGCAGCAGUUUGGGGGUGAAGCCGGGGGCGCUGCCUCGCUCCUGGGGGCCCUCGGAGGGGGGCCCGAGAGGGGGGACAGGGACCGGUCAGCUGUAGGGGGGUUCCUGGGCUGUGAGGAUGCAGUCGAAGCCCUACUCAACUCAGCUGCAGUGGCUGUAGGAUCCCAGUUUCCUGUGCUCUCCCAGAGUUCCAGCAGCAGUAACCUUGGCGACUCCGGCAGUGACAGCGGAGGUGACGUCUCCUGUGCCAAGGCCUCAGACAUGUGCCACCGCCCACUCCUCUUUGUCUCCAACCCUCCCUCCCUGCCCAAUGCCGCCCAGCCUGCCGCCCCCUACCCACAAGCCCCCAGUCCUCAGGGUCGGCUCCAGCACCAUCAGCACCAUCACCACCACCAUCACCCGCACCACCCCAUGCAUGGUCAUCAUCAUCCCCAUCAUCAACAUCACCUUCAACUUAGCCAGUGUGGACUGGACGCGGUGGAGCGUUUCUCGGAUGAGCAGCUGGUGAGUCUAUCGGUACGGGAGCUGAACCGCCACCUGCGCGGCGUGAGCAAGGACGAGGUGGUGCGACUGAAGCAAAAGCGGCGCACGUUGAAGAACCGCGGGUACGCCCAGUCCUGCCGCUACAAGCGCCUGCAGCACCGCCACGCCCUCGAGUCGGAGAAGCACAUCCUCACUCAACAGCUGGAGCAGCUUCAGUGUGAGCUUUCUCGAGUACUGCGGGAGCGAGACGCCUACAAGGCUCGUUACGAGAAGCUCAUCAGCUCCAACGAGGCGCUGUCGGCGCACACCAACAACCCACCACCUUCCCCUCCUCCGGACUACUUCCUGUGACGACACCCUGAAGAAAGGAAAGAACCAUUAGCCAGUGGGCAGUGGGUGGAGAGAACAGCCAAAAACAAACAGCCAAAACUGAGCAAAGAGGCACAGACAUGCAGGUGGCAUGGAGUGGAUGAGAACAUGAAGACCUGCAAAUGGCGGUCAGUAGAGGCUUCAAAAGACUGCAAAAAUCAGCAACCUCAUCAGGUAGAAUCAGACAAUGAGACGUGAAGUCAGAGGACACAGAGACAAUGUUUCUCCAACUGAACAGAUGCAUCUGAUGGUAGAGGGUCACUUUGCCAUUGAAAGUGUAGAUAAAGUGAUAGAAAGGUGGCAUCUUGUGCAGCGAUCUUCAUGCAUCUUACUUGACUUGCUGGUGAUACUGCUGGGGACAGGCACCAUUUAGAUAGGUCUUCAUGUUCAUCAAGCUGCAUGGCGCCAUGACCCAAAUAAGCAUCCCAUUUCAAGCCUCUGCAGAAGGGACUUCCUGCUGAGUAUCAAAUCAAGCGAAUAUGAUGCUUCACUGACAGCUCUCUCUACUUUGAGGUACCAAAAAAACUCUGCUCUCACUGCUUUCACAAAGUUCACAAACUAAGAAGAGUGAGAUCCUUGGAGUCUUAGUUAGGGACAACUCUUCACUUGAAUAUAUUUAUAGGCCUGGUACUUCCGUAUAUCGUGACCUGGUGAUUUUACAAUCUUUCAAAUUGUACUGGCUCUCCUCCGGGAUCAAACUGGCCCAUGUUGGAGGGUGAAGAGAGAGCUUAGUGAUGGUGCUUCAGUCACAGGUCAGAGGAGAGAUGGGAUUUUUGUGAGUGUCCGUGCAGUGCAAGUGCAAAAAGAUCCAACCUGUAUCUCAGUUGCCUCCUGGCGAAGAUAAAAAUGCUGCUUUGCUUACCAAGGGCUAAGUCCCUCUCUUUACAAAAUUAA